AAUUGGACUUUCAUCAAAUUUAGUACGUAAGCUAGAUCUACUGGCCAUUAGCCAAAGAGAAACGAGCAGCAACAUCGCUGUUUUUGCCUAUCUUCCAGAUAAAGAACGGAAGCUCCCAAAAAAAAAAAAGUGCUUCAGACAAUAUGGAGACCAUAAACACCGACGAGCCAGUGACGCCGGCUGGCCGGCUAUUUCUCCAGGCGGAAAUGAACCAGAUAAUCAACUGUGCGAUCGGAGUAAAGAAUACCCUAGACAUCGACGCCGUAAAAUCAGAAAUCACAACUUCCAUAAUGCUCAAGCAACCGAGGUUCAGCAGCCUCCUAAUUAUAGACUCCCACGGCCGAGAGCACUGGCGCAGAACCCAAGUCAACGUCGACCGCCAUGUCAUAGUUCGCGACGAGCCCGUAACCAACGGUGACCCCUCCAUCUCCCAAGAAGACGCCGUCAACGACUACAUCGCCGACCUUGCCGUUUCCUCGCCGCUCAGCACAGACAAGCCCUUGUGGGAAGUCCAUCUAUUAAUGGCGCAUAACUGCCUGGUUGUGCGGCUGCACCACGCGCUUGGAGAUGGGAUCUCUUUAAUGUCCAUGUUCUUAACGAUUUGCCGGAAAGCUGAUGACCCGAGCCAGAUGCCAACUAUUGGCGGCGUGGGGACUUCUUUGGCUUCUUCUGGUGGGCAGAGAAGGAAGUGGAGGACGGCCUUGUGGAGGGCGCUUUUGGUGGUCUGGUAUACGUUGGUGUUUGUGGUGGAGUUUUUGUUGAGGAGCUUGUGGUUGAAGGAUAGCAGGACUGCCGUGAGCGGCGGAGCUGGGGUAGAGCUCUGGCCCAGGAAGUUGGCCACGGCCAAGUUCAGGCUUGAUGAUAUGAAGGUUGUCAAAAGAGCAGUGGCGGAAGCGACCAUCAAUGACGUUCUUUUCGGCGUAGUCUCUUGUGGGCUUUCGAGAUACCUCGACAUCCGAUCGCCCAAUGCCUUGCAAGAUGGGAUUCAGAUGACUGGACUUUCCAUGGUUAAUUUAAGACCUCAACCGGGCCUGCAGGAUUUCUCAAAGCUGCUGGAUAGCAAAUCCGGCACCCGCUUUGGGAAUCAAUUUGGUAUGCUGCUGCUACCCGUUUACUAUCAUAAAGGAGGUUCUGAUCCCCUCCAAUUUGUAAGGAGAGCGAAAGCUAUGAUUGACAAGAAAAAGCUAUCAUUAGAGGCACUUUUCUCGUACAAAAUUGGGUAUUUCGUCAUGUCUUGCUUCGGAGCAAAGUUGGCCGGCUUGCUUAAUUAUAGGAUUGUCUGUAACACCACGUUCACAAUCUCGAAUGUGGUCGGCCCUCGGGAGGAGAUCACAAUUAUAGGCAAUCCGGUGACUUACCUGAGAGCCAAUACCUCAAGCCUGCCCCAUGCCGUUACCGUGCAUAUGGUUAGCUAUGCAGGAAGAGCUGAUUUGCAAAUAUUGGUGGCUAAAGAUAUCAUCCCCGAUCCCCAACUUCUGGCCAGGUGUUUCGAAGAUGCUCUGCUCGAAAUGAAAGAAUAUGCAGAGGCAGCCAACACGACUCGAAAAGAAAAGUAAUCGCUUGUGUGCUGAGGAUCACAAUUGUGCGGAUAAGAAAUCAUCUUUCAUCUUAACAGAAAGCAUGGAACCAGUGUUCUAUUUUAUCUAACUACUAUAUAAAAACCACCUAAGAGUAUCUUCACCAAGAAGUGCCAUGUGGAUAAUUUAAACUGAUUUGGCAUUCUUUGAUUGAUUUGUUGUUUUAAAACUAUUUUUACCAACAAUUGUCAUCUGCAAUUGACCACUUGAACAUGUGUCUUUUGUAUAUGUUUAACUCAUUUAAUUUUCCACUCAAUUAAAUGAGUUGAGCUUGUGGAUAUUAAAAUGAAGAUUGAAUUAUGCACUCA
Molecule: messenger RNA, 1885 nt
Organism: Coffea eugenioides
Lineage: Eukaryota; Viridiplantae; Streptophyta; Magnoliopsida; Gentianales; Rubiaceae
Product: O-acyltransferase WSD1-like
Exons: 6
Coding region: 144-1556 (470 amino acids)
Biological process (GO): triglyceride biosynthetic process
Cellular component (GO): plasma membrane
Molecular function (GO): long-chain-alcohol O-fatty-acyltransferase activity; diacylglycerol O-acyltransferase activity
Source: RefSeq, a predicted model, not a curated record